GAUUGAUUGGCUCUCAGCCUCUUCAAGAUCGAAUAGUGUUCAUAUUCAUGGACGAGCACAAAAAAUCUAUGCUGAGUGAUCGCUGGAAGUCGCGCAGUGGUAUGACAAAUAGGAUAACCCAGACGUACCCAUCGAGGGCAGAUAAAUAUGUGCAGACAGGGAACCGCGUCUACGAUCAACCUGGAACGCAAGAAGACGAUGAUGAAUAUGAUGAUGAAGACGAAAGUGAAGAAGACGAAGAAGGCGUUGAAUACGAUGAAGCUGGUAAUAGGAUUGUUCCUCCUAGUACGAAGCGAUACAUUUACACCGUAUUUGACUGAUGUUGCUCACAAUUCGAUUAGCUGCUAUCGUGCUUCAUUUUUUUGACUAUACUUGACUUAAAUCACAACCAACGAUCUCAAUCAAACUUUCACCUGUUUGCACAAGCAUAUUUUCUUUUAUGUGAG
Molecule: messenger RNA, 446 nt
Organism: Cylicocyclus nassatus
Lineage: Eukaryota; Metazoa; Nematoda; Chromadorea; Rhabditida; Strongylidae
Source: the annotation of a GenBank genome assembly